Molecule: messenger RNA, 857 nt
Organism: Silurus meridionalis
Lineage: Eukaryota; Metazoa; Chordata; Actinopteri; Siluriformes; Siluridae
Gene: eef1akmt2
Product: EEF1A lysine methyltransferase 2
Exons: 7
Coding region: 37-756 (239 amino acids)
Biological process (GO): peptidyl-lysine monomethylation; peptidyl-lysine dimethylation
Cellular component (GO): cytoplasm
Molecular function (GO): protein-lysine N-methyltransferase activity
Source: RefSeq, a predicted model, not a curated record
GAGGACCGGAUAUGACGUAUUGGCGCUACUUUUAUUAUGAAAUUAGUUUUGAAUAUGUUUGAAGCUUCAGGCAUGGCUUCAGAGAGCUCUUUAGGAUCAUGCUCCGGAUCUGAGGAGGAUUUCGUUCCAUCAAAGCUCGGCACAAAAGAAUACUGGGAUAACGCUUACAGCAGGGAACUCCAGACUUACAAAGACAUCGGGGAUGUUGGAGAAAUAUGGUUUGGUGAAGAAAGUAUGAACCGUGUAAUCCGGUGGUUGGAGAAACAGAAUACACCCGAAAAUGCUGCGAUACUGGACAUUGGCACUGGAAACGGUGUUUUCCUUGUUGAGCUGGCCAAACAUGGUUUUAUGAAUCUUACCGGAAUAGAUUAUUCCAGUGCUUCAAUUGAGCUUGCAACAAAAGUUCUGGCAGAAGAGGGAUUAACAAACAUUAAAGUUCAGGAGCAGGAUUUUCUGAACCCUAGCCCAGAGCUGAAAGGGUUUGACUUGUGUAUAGACAAAGGCACUUUUGAUGCCAUCAGCUUGAACUCUGAAAACAGAGAAAUGGCAAAACUCCAGUACGUGUCUUCAUUGAGAGCAGCUCUGCAGCCACAGGGGCAUUUCGUCAUCACCUCCUGUAACUGGACUAAAGAACAGCUGCUGCAGAGGUUCUCAAUGGGGCUUGAGUUGCUCCAAGAGCUGCCAACUCCACGUUUCCAGUUUGGCGGUGUGACCGGGAACAGCGUUACAGCGUUGGUCUUCAAAAGACUUAGUUAACAUCAAAGUUUGUUUUAAUGUGGCUUUGGAAGUCAUUUGUAAAUUUGUAAAUGCCCCAGUGUCUUUUCUUCUGUUCUAACAAUUAAAAAAAAAACUUUAAA